AGGGGGAGGGGCCCGGCGGCUUCUCCCGCGUCCGCCAUUUUGUUGCUGUGGCUGUUGGGAGCGGGCUGGGUGGAUCGGCCCGGGAGGCGCGACUCUUGCUGGGGAAGGCGGCUUCGUGGGACGGCCGGGGCGGGCUCGCGAGGCUGCGGAGCCGGCGGGUUCCAGGACCGAAGUCACCGGAGCCACCCCUGGGCGCGGGGCCGCUGGGAAGCCCGAGGCGGCCUCCGGCACCGCUCGGCUUCGCCCACCUCGACCCCCGGGCUUGGCCCCGUGUUCCCGGCCCGGUGCAGGCGGGCGGUGGCGGAGGAUGCUGCGGGGCCCGGAGCCGGGAGGAAGGUCCUGACCCGGCCCUCUGACUGCGCCUCGAGGUGUUCCGAGAGGCCCUUCCUCGGCCCCAAAGCCGACAGCGGGUCAAGGCUUCGCGAGCAGGCGAGAGCAGCAGACGCCGCCCAUCCCCGGACCCAGCACCAUGUCGUCCGCCAGGUUUGAUUCUGCAGACCGCUCUGCCUGGUACAUGGGGCCAGUGUCUCGCCAGGAGGCGCAGACCCGUCUCCAGGGCCAGCGCCAUGGCAUGUUCCUAGUCCGGGACUCCUCUACCUGCCCCGGGGACUAUGUACUGUCCGUGUCCGAGAACUCGCGUGUCUCGCACUACAUCAUCAACUCCCUGCCCAACCGCCGCUUUAAGAUCGGGGACCAGGAGUUUGAUCAUUUGCCGGCCUUGCUGGAGUUCUACAAGAUCCACUACCUGGAUACUACCACCUUAAUCGAACCAGCGCCCAGGUAUCCAAGUCCACCCAUGGGUUCUGUCUCAGCACCCAACUUGUCUGCAGCAGAAGAAAAUGUGGAGUAUGUACGGACUCUCUAUGACUUUCCUGGGAAUGAUGCUGAAGACCUACCCUUUAAGAAGGGUGAGAUUCUAGUGAUAAUAGAAAAGCCUGAAGAACAGUGGUGGAGUGCUCGGAACAAGGAUGGCCGGGUUGGAAUGAUUCCUGUCCCUUACGUUGAAAAGCUUGUGAGGUCCUCACCACAUGGAAAGCAUGGAAAUAGGAAUUCUAACAGUUAUGGCAUCCCAGAACCUGCUCACGCGUACGCUCAACCUCAGACCACAACUCCUCUACCUACAGUUGCCAGUACUCCUGGGGCAGCCAUCAACCCUUUGCCAUCCACACAGAAUGGACCUGUCUUUGCAAAAGCAAUCCAGAAGAGAGUACCGUGUGCUUAUGACAAGACCGCCUUGGCACUGGAGGUUGGUGACAUUGUGAAAGUCACAAGGAUGAAUAUAAAUGGCCAGUGGGAAGGCGAGGUGAAUGGGCGCAAAGGGCUCUUCCCUUUCACACAUGUUAAAAUCUUUGACCCUCAAAACCCAGAUGACAACGAGUGAUUGCUGUUGCCGUCCCUGCUGCUGCCUUGUUCUGCCUGUCCUAGUCUCCGUUGAAGUGGGAGGCACUCUCACAUGCAAGUCACAGCGAGCUGCUGGUGGCCGGCUCCAUCCCCUGGGUCUCCUGCACAUUUGGAAUGCCUCCAGCAGCUGCCUCUUGGCAUCUGUAUCAUAGUCAUCCUGUCAGAGUAGCGGUCCUAGCGUUCUUCUGGACUGUAAACUGGAACCUGGGGAAGCACACAGUAGAACUGAACACAGGAGGGGCUUCCUUCUCAUCACUGCCUCGUCUGCAUUGGAGACGGACUCUGUGUGAGCCUGCUGACAGCCCACACGGAGAGGGCUAGCCUCAGCAAGCUCUUGCUGUUGCUGGUCCACAGAGCAGUGGCUUUGCUACCGACUUGUUUUUCUUUGGACAACAGAGGAAGUAAACUCCAGACAGUUCUGUCCAAACUCCUGCAGUCUGGCUUGUUUCCACUUUCUUUUGUUUAGUUUUGGUUUUGGAAGACUAAUUCAUUAGAGUUGUGUGUUCUGAACAGAUUUUUAAAUAGUAGGUUGGAUUUUUGUGAUAGUCUAAGGAACAAUACAUGUCUCUGAGCUUCCAAACUGAAGCUGCUGUACGUAACUAAAGAAUAUGAAAAAGA
This is a messenger RNA of Peromyscus leucopus (white-footed mouse), 2019 nucleotides long. It is a transcript of the gene Crkl, whose product is annotated as CRK like proto-oncogene, adaptor protein. Gene Ontology annotation, molecular function: protein binding. NCBI's taxonomy places the organism in Eukaryota, Metazoa, Chordata, Mammalia, Rodentia, Cricetidae. Bases 470 to 1381 code for a protein of 303 amino acids. The transcript has 3 exons. Gene Ontology annotation, biological process: positive regulation of ERK1 and ERK2 cascade. The record is from RefSeq and is a predicted model, not a curated record.